AUGGCGUCCGCGUUCCAGGAUACGUGGCAGAUUGCGCUCGAGGGCGAAAAGCAGCUUUCGAAAUGCCUUGCUGAAAAGGAGCCUACCUUUGCCGAAAUCUCCCAUUAUCUCUCAGAGUUCCGUACAGCUUGCCAGAAUGCCAUUCUCCAGGACUUCGAAACCGCACGCUCCAUCGAUGUGGAGGCCCGCCUAUGGGAUUCGCAUUUAAAAAUCAAUACCCGGUUUCGCAAGUUGCUUUCCCGCUUUCGCGAGGAGAAUGGAAAGAAGAAGAAGCCGGUAGAGAAACGGAAGCUCGAGAAACAUUAUCUCGAAUUCAUUAAAUCCAGUCAGCGGUUUUAUCGAGGGUAUAUCCAGCACCUGUCGUCGCAUUUCGGAGGAAUUCAGGAACUUGAAAAGGUCGCCCGGAAAUUCAACUUUGAUAACCCAUCGGCACCGUCCACAGUCAAGACCCCCGAUGGUCUUCGAAAUCUCAUACUUCAAUCAUGCCAUUCAACUCUUAUCCGUCUAGGAGAUCUUUCCCGCUACCGCGAAACAGAACUCGUCAGCAAAGACCGCAAUUGGGGCCCCGCCAUCGGGUACUACGAUCUGGCCGCAGUGAUCUACCCAGCUUCUGGCGCAUCGCACAAUCAAUUGGCUGUCAUUGCCCUCGCCGAUGGAAAUCACCUACGGGCUACGUACCACCUAUACAGGGCAUUGGCCGCCCAAGAGCCCCACCCAUCCGCCAAGGGUAACUUGGAAAUCGAAUUUAGGAAAAUCAUGAACGCGUGGGCCAAACGGGAACUGAUCCGCCCUGAGGAUGCCGGUAUUCCUGGAAGAGCUCUGGCUCCUUGGUUCGUUUACCUUCAUGCGCAAUGCUACAAAGGGACCGAUUUUCCCGAGCACGAUGAACUUGAAAAUGAGGUCUUGAGUCAGCUUGCUGUCGACUUGAAGGAACGGUCCUUGGAGGGAACUUUGCAAAAGUUCUGUCUGAUAAACGUUGCCGCGGAAGACUUUGCGAGAACGCGCUCAAACGAGGAAUCAGUAUCCAAUGCUUGUCUCUUUUUCCAGCGGAUCAAUGUGAAAACUUUCUUCACGUUACUUCAAAUUCUCUUGGCCGAAGUGGAACGAUUUGUGAUUGAAGAUUCCAAUAGCAAAGACGCAACCAUCAGUCCCGACAAAGUUACUGUCGUUGCCCGUCGCAUCUUGCCUGCCCUCCGAAAUUACAGCUCUUGGCUUCUCACAGUCAGUAAUUUGCUGGUGGCUUACAAGGAAGAAAAGGAUACGCCGCUCUCCGUUCAAAUAACCGAAUUUUGGAAGAUUUACGCCAACACUUUGACUCUUCUCGCAUCCACUUUCGACGUGGUGCAUCUUCCAGAGGUAGAUUAUCUACUAGAAGAGGAUGAGGAGACUCUUGGUUUCGCACCACUCGACAAAGAGGCUACGGCUCGUCGAUACUUGGAUGCGAGUGGCCAAAAGAAGCCUCGAAUUCAUGACUUCGGCGUGGAGAGGAGUCAUCCCAAUUUUGAAAUGCUUUAUCGUAUCCGCGAAUUCGUUAUUGACGGACUUGAUCUCGUUGUGAGCAACAGAAUCCCGAUAGCUCUGGUCGACGAUGAAGAUAAAAAGACUUUCAUCUACAAGGAAGAAGGACUACCAUCCCAGUUCUUUGCUAGUCCUCAGGGCCACCAGCAUACACUGCCUGUUACAAGCAUUGAACGAGAAGAUAUCCAACAAGCGGCACGGGACCCCAGUCAUGUUGCAGAUAACAGAAGUUUGUUUGGCGGCUCGCAGUCAGCCUCGGCUUCUAUGUCUGCGAAUAUGAAUCGCAUUGUUGAGGGUGUUGAGCGACUGGUUGAAUCUGAUACUUAUGAAAAUGCCCCAGCAGUGCCGGACAAUCUGGCUUUCUUGAAGAGCAGCAGUCAAAUGCCAACUCCCCAGGCCGCGUUCUUUGACCCCAGUGCGAAUCAUGCCUUCCGAGAAGAAAACAUCCCUCCACGGAGCACCCCCAUCGCUCCUCCCGGGCUCGCCCCUCCCGGACUCGGUCCCCCAGUCGCAAAAGCCCCACCAUUAGCCCGGACACCAUCCCAGUCCUAUACGCCGCGGCCCUCCCUUCCUGCUAUUCCUAGUAUCUGGAACACUGCCUUUUCAUCUCAAUUUGGGGGCAAUUCAUCAUCCCCCAGGACUCCCCCGGGCCUUGGUCAGCAACCAGGCUCAAUGAUGCCUGGGAGUAUCAGCAGCCCAGUUCCUCAUUCCUCCCAAGAAACGACCGUGAAUGACCUCAUGCUCCGACACAACCUCAUGGCGCAGGCUCCAUUGCAUAGCUCUCUUCAUGGCGGCAGCUCUAUGCCGUCGACCUGGAUGCCCUCACCCAAUUCUCCUGCACACCCCCAUCUUUCCGGGGCAACUUGGGAACGAGACCUGCUCAAUAGCGCGACUUCUCCUUUUGGGGUCCCCAACCAGCCAAUGUCGAGUGGACUAGUCAACGGAUCCUGGAACAACGACGCUUUUCUAGCCGGUAACUUCUCCUCUGGAGCUGGCUACCCCAGUUCCGGAUUCGGCAAUGGUCGCAAAUCUGCUACGCAACUCGGCGCUAUCGGCCAAACACCACCCUGCGGGCAAGGAGGUUGA
This is a messenger RNA of Aspergillus wentii DTO 134E9, 2604 nucleotides long. RefSeq lists its product as uncharacterized. NCBI's taxonomy places the organism in Eukaryota, Fungi, Ascomycota, Eurotiomycetes, Eurotiales, Aspergillaceae. Gene Ontology annotation, biological process: nuclear-transcribed mRNA catabolic process, nonsense-mediated decay. The record is from RefSeq and is a predicted model, not a curated record. The transcript has 6 exons. Gene Ontology annotation, molecular function: protein binding; telomeric repeat DNA binding; telomerase RNA binding. Gene Ontology annotation, cellular component: telomerase holoenzyme complex. Bases 1 to 2604 code for a protein of 867 amino acids.